Molecule: messenger RNA, 1681 nt
Organism: Arabidopsis arenosa
Lineage: Eukaryota; Viridiplantae; Streptophyta; Magnoliopsida; Brassicales; Brassicaceae
Source: the annotation of a GenBank genome assembly
UACAAGUGGACAAUCCAUCACGGAUCUCUCUUCAUAUAUCUCAAAUAUAUAAAGAAGAUUUGUGUAUUAAACUCUCUAAGUUUUGUUGAGCCAUGGCUGUGAUGAAGAUAAGAGGAGCAGCGACCGUAGCAGGAACAUGGCUAAACGAAGCCGUUAGCUUCGUCGUGUUCUGUAUCUUAGACAUCGUUGAUUCAUUUCUUUGUCUCCUCUACAAAGCAGCUGAUUAUCUCUUCGAAGCCGAGUGGAAGCCGUGCUAUUGCUUGUCGGACAAGGAACCCAUCACGACAACUCGAGGGAAGAUCCUUUUGUCUCACAAUAAUGGCGAAUCCAAGAUCCUCACUCUGUCUCCGCUUCAAGAACUCGGCGGACGUUCCAAAAUUGAGCUGGAGGAUAUCUCCGAGACCCUUUACACACGUCCUUCUCUUAUUUCCGACCUCUCUAACAUUUCCGAGCUCAAUAAGCGGUUCGUUAAGGUUACUCGGUCAGAGUCCGAGUGUAGCGGCCAUCAUGAGAAGACCAAGAACAAAAAGAGGAGAUCAUUAACGAAGUCAAGCUUAACGGUGAACAUCACGGUCGUUGAGAUGCUUCGGGGGAAGAUCAGACCACAGAAUUUGAGCCACGAUAUCUCCCGAUGGUCGGAUUGUGAUUGUGGCUUUUGUACAUCGUGGGCCUCUACUUCCGACAAAGAUCAUUCCCUCUUUGUCAAAACUCAAAUCCCAAAUGGGGUAACAGCCAAAGAGGAUGUUCUGUUCAUACAUGGCUUCAUAUCUUCAUCAGCGUUUUGGACGGAGACUGUGUUUCCAAGCCUGUCAGCCUCCUCAUCGGCUCAUAGACUCUUCGCCGUCGAUCUUCUAGGAUUCGGCAAGAGUCCAAAGCCAGCUGACUCACUCUACACGUUGAGAGAACACGUAGAGAUGAUCGAGAAAUCUGUCUUACACAAACACAAUGUGAAGUCUUUCCACAUCGUGGCUCACUCUUUGGGAUGCAUUUUGGCGCUUAGUCUCGCCGCUAGACACGGCAGCUUAAUCAAGUCGCUUACCCUCCUUGCUCCGCCGUACUAUCCAGUACCGACGGGAGAGAGGAAGCCGAGGCAGUACGUGAUGAAGAAGGUGGCGCCGAGGAAGGUUUGGCCGCCAAUAGCUCUAGGAGCGUCGAUGGCUUGUUGGUACGAACACAUUAGCCGUACCAUUUGUCUCCUCAUAUGCAAACACCACCGUGUUUGGCAAUUCAUCGCCGGUGUCUUGACCCGAAAUAACAGGACUGUAAACUUUUUAAUAGAAGGUUUCAUGUGUCACACGCACAACGCAGCGUGGCACACACUACACAACAUUAUAUGUGGGACAGGAAGCAAACUCGAUACGUAUCUAGACAUCGUACGAGAUAAACUAAAGUGCAACGUGACCAUCUUCCACGGAGGAGAUGACGAACUCAUCCCUGUCGAGUGUAGCUACAACGUUAAAGAGCGGAUUCCUCGAGCACGAGUUAAGGUUAUUGAGCACAAAGACCAUAUCACCAUGGUCGUUGGCAGACAAGAUGAGUUUGCCAGAGAGCUCCAAGAGAUUUGGAAGACUUCUUCUUGCUAAGAUUAUAUAUGUUUGAUGAGAGCUUGUGAUUUAUUAUGAUUGUUCUAUGUAAAUAUGUAAUGGGUUGGUAAAAAUAUUCAUAAAAGUUCUAUCAUUAC